Messenger RNA from Nomia melanderi (Alkali bee), 3013 nucleotides. RefSeq lists its product as uncharacterized. Lineage: Eukaryota; Metazoa; Arthropoda; Insecta; Hymenoptera; Halictidae. The record is from RefSeq and is a predicted model, not a curated record. Gene Ontology annotation, molecular function: nucleic acid binding; telomerase inhibitor activity. Gene Ontology annotation, cellular component: nucleolus.
UACUACUGCAAGGAAAACUUCAAAAACCCCUAUUCGGAUUAAAAUGUGCGAGCAUUAUCCUGAUCUAACCUUUCUCGAAUAUUUGUUUCUCCAAAACCUAACAGAGAAAAUAAAUGCUUGAUUCCGAAUUAUUUUCAAUUGAUCGUUAGAUGUUAACUUUAUAAUUUAAAAAUAAUACCGUUCUAAAAGCUUGUACAAUAUGGCAAUGCUCGCAGAACCACGUCGGAAACAAAAGUGGACCUUAAAUCCACGAGGAAAACAAUGGAGCGAAGAUUCAGAAAAAUUUGGGCAAAAAAUGUUGGAGAAAAUGGGUUGGUCAAGCGGCAAAGGACUUGGUGUGAAUGAACAGGGUGUAACAGAACAUGUGCGCGUGCCCUUCAAAAACGAUACAGCAGGUAUUGGAUUUAAGAGAGACGGUUUAGAUGAAGCAUGGACAGAGAAUCAAGACAGCUUUAAUAACUUUUUACAACAACUCCAAAAGAGUCAAAAUAAUAAUGCGAUUCAAGUAGAUGAAAUUAAGACUGAAUCAAAUGAAAAGUCAUUGGAAUUGAAAUCAAAACAAAGCAAAGCUCGUGUUCACUAUCACAAAUUCACAAGAGGAAAGGACGUAAACAGAUAUAGUUCAAAAGAUUUAGCGAACAUAUUCGGCCAGAAAGAAUUAAAUGUUAAUAAAAUCAUCAAAAAAAGUGAAAACGACAACUUGGAAAAUUCUGAUUCAGAUCCUGUUGGUACACAAGAUAAUAAGGGUGGUUUUAUUACUAUACGUGGUGGUAAUAUGGCAGAUUAUUUUCAAAGAAAGGGUCAAAAUUUUCCCUUAACACCUAGAAAAAGAAUACAAAACGAAAGUAAUUCGGAAAGUGAAUCUGAAUAUACUGGGUUUGGGUUUGCAUCAGCUAGUAAAGAACAAUCUAAUGAUACUAACGAAAAGAAAAAAAAAGAAAGUAUUUCUAAUUACGCUUUUGAAAAUCCAUGUUUAAGGUUAGGCAGCCCAGAAAAUGUUUCUAAUAAUAAUAAUAAUAAAUUAGAAUAUUCGAAAAAAAGGAAAAUAUUUAAUAACAGUGAAUUAAAUGUAAGUAAUGACCCUAAAAAAUUUAAAGAUGAUGUUCAAAGUGGUUACAAAAAUGCUUUUGUAAAUGCUGCUUUAAAUUUAGAACCUACAAUGAACGAAGCGUGUACUGGGAAGGAAUUUGAAGUAUCUAGAACACAAUUUGGUGUUACAAAUUCUGCCUUAGAUCUACAAGACGAGGUAACUGAUAAAAAGAAAGUCACAUUUAAUGACCAUAUAGAGUAUAGUAUUGAUUCCGUGAAGAAAAAGAAGGGAAAAUGCAUGCUAGAUAAAUUUGAAAUUGAAAAUAAGAAAUCUAAAAAGAAAAAGAAACAAAACAAUACGAAUAUUUCUGUAUCACUUGGUAUUAUUAACGAAGCUUUAGAUGCUGAAGAAGUAUCUGAAGAAAUAAACGAUAAUGAAAUUAACGAACGUAAAAAUAAGAAACCAAAAAAGAGAAAAAGCAAUCACCAAUUAAAUUUAGAAACAAUAGUCGAAAUACCAGAAGAAGAUAAAGAAGCUGGUGAAUAUAAAAUUGAAGGGGGGAUAAAUAAAGCGAAUGAAAAUGUAUUUGAUGGUAUUAUGCCUUUAGAAAAUCAUUCAAACAAAAAAGUAAAGAAGAAAAAAAAGAAGGAAAAAAUUGAUGAGAAAAUUACAACCAUCAAUAAAAAUAAUAAACUGAAUCUUCCGGAAACAGAAGUUGAUAGAGAAAUAGCAACCAAACUUGAUAAGGAAGUAGAUGAUGCACCAAAACAGGCAAAUCAAGAAGACUGUUAUAAAGUGAAAAAACAAAAGAAACUAAAAAAGAAGAAUACUGAAAUAGAUAUAGGAGAGCAUGAAAAUAUUGCUAAAAUUCAAAUACAAACUAAUGAUAUGGAACAUGUAAAACAAGAAACUGAAAACAUGGAAGAAGAAACUGUGAAAUUAAAAAGGAAAAAAAAGAAGAAAUCAAAGGAUAAAGAUAAAAAGGAUAUUAGCACAGAUGUAAUUGUGAAAUUAGAACAAGAAAUUUCUAACAAAGAAAAUGAAAACAGUAAAUCUGUAAGUAGUUCUAAAGAGGAAAAACCAAAGAAAGUGAAACAUAAGGAAUCAAUGGAAGAUAAUGUUGAAUCUAUUCAUACCACGGAAUCCAUAAAAGAAAAAAGUGCAGAACCAGCAGUAAAUACAAAAGUUACACAUCCAUCUUCGAAAAAUACAAGAUUUAAUGCUAAAUCUAGUCCUCGGAAUGAAAAAACAAAGAUGUCAAAGAAAAUACUAAUGUCUCUUUUUUAUAAGAAUUCUAUUGCACAUUUUCCAGGAGCCAAUGUAGAAGAAAUUAAAGGGUAUGGUGCAGACAUAUACAAUAAAGAGUAAUUAAAUUUCUCAUAAAAAAUGUUUUUAAAGUUUUGUGUAUAAUAUUAGUUUUAAGAAAGCUAUGUGUAUUAACACAUUGAGCGCCGGUCCUGUGAAAACGCGGGAUUCUGAGUCUAUCGCUUGAGCGCCGGCCCCGCAAUAAUAGGGAUUUCUGGAUUUUCGUUAAAUUGUAUAUGACGAAUAUGCAAUUAAAAUGUACUAUUUUAUGAAAAUGUGUAAUGUUUUGAAUAUUUUUUUGGCUACUCAUUGAUCAGAUACGAGCGAAUGAGGCCGGAGUUUGGGCUAGUAGCCGAUACGUUGCCAGCGCUCAAGCUUUAAAUGUCUCUUAGGUCGCCAGCGCACAAUGUGUUAAUACAUAAUAAUUCUUAUUACCCAAUGGUAAUAGAUCAUGUGUUCUACAAAUUGAUUUAGUUCUAUCAUUUAUUUAUUUCUUAUUGAUAUCGGUAGAACUUGAAAAUAUACCUUGUAAAAUGUAAUUUAUAUUGUUAUUCUAUGAUUAUUAUUAAUGAUAUUGCAAAAAAUAAUUAUUUGUGAAGUAUAUUUUUUCUAAUACAUUCAUAGUAUUUCAUUGUAAUUUAAGGUUCUAAUAUAUUAUCUUCUAUCUUGUCAACUUCA